AUGUACACUUCUUUUUUCAUCACCAGUCUUCUCCUAUUGGCUCCGGUUGUUUGGACUGCUGCAAAGCAAGACAAGUCAGACCUGGAGCUGAUCACCGAAGACUUCCAAAUCCUCGCUCGCAUCACCAAUGCCGCAUUCCUCCAAGCCGCACUCGUUCGAAAAGAUGUGAAGGCUCGUGACGUCAUUGACGAAUUUCUGAAGAUAUCUCCUCUGGAUUUCGAUCACAUCACCGCAAUCGAUGUCCAAGCAGCUGUCGAAUCCAUCACCAAGACAUACCGAAAUGCUCAACAGUUCGCGAAACUCGAGGAGUCUGAUAAAUAUCAACUUGAUGAUGUUGCCUCUAAUUUUGACUCUAAAUUGGAAGAAUGGGAUGAUGAAGAAUGGAAUCCGAUCAUGAAGAUCAGUUUGGAAAGCUUGUUCGAUGAGAGCGAAAGAAUAUUCAUGGAGUUUCAAAUGAUCUGCAGCAAAUCCAGCAGUUCCAUUCAUUCGUUGCGUUCGUAUAUGGAUAUGAGAAGCAACAACAAACCAGCUGAUGAUCUUGCUGUUGAAAGAAAGAUAUGGACUAAUUCAAGUGACAUAUGGGGGAAAGAAUCUUUUCCAAAGUCGAACAAGUCCAUUGGUCAACAGAUGUCCGAACUGAUUCAAUUCCACAAGCUUCACUCUGAUAGCCUGGAUUCUCCUCCUAACAGCCUGACAAUUGGCUUCUUGCAACCAGAUGACACGCAGAAAGUGCAGGAUGAUUUGAAAAGUACGUGGUUUGAGAAACAUUUUGUUAGAACAGCAAACGUGGAAAUGUUAUCAAAAGCUCUGAAACCGUUUUUGGAAAUCUCCAAAACUAUCAAACCUCUUGCUGAUAAAUGGUUUCCGAUCUAUCGAUUGGAUGAUCAGACUUCAGAGAACCAUAAAGAGGUUGCGGAGUUUUUGAGAGAAGUCGAUGACUAUGUUUUCAAUCGAAAAACAUAUGAUCGUCAAAUCGGCUUAAUGGUCGGUGCUUUAUCGAAGUGUUUCAAACAACCAGUCGAUGAGUUCAACACCACCCUUGCUUUGUAUGAGGAACAAACAAAAUCCAGAAAAGUUGCACUAAAGGGAUUGAUCAAGCUUGAUGACACUGUGGACAAAUUUAUAGAAACAAACUUCAUUAACGUGACUUCUCCCUCUGAAUCUGACGCUGUGAAAUGUUUCAAAAUCCUUGGCCACUUAUUACCCGACAAUAUAACCAAUGAAAAUAGUCUUCCGAUAAUAGAAGAAAUGCGAAAGAACUAUACACGUUGUGUUACAAGACAAGGUUAUAGUAUGACGGACCUAAUUAAAAGCUUCGGUGUUGUUCAUGAAGAUAUGGAUUACUAUCUGGAGCUAUCAAUGAAUGUGAGCAAUUCCGAUGGAAACAAAGCACAAACAACCCCCGUUCCUUUGGAAGACGUUAUUAAACAAUCAAAUGUAGUGUCAUCGUUAGAAUGCUUGAGAAACGAAGAAUUCAAGACUGCCAAUUUGGAGAAAUUGAGACCAAUAGCGAAAUUGCUAGCGACUAUGUCUUCACCGCCAAAUGCCACGUUUGUGAAAGCAAUUGAGAGUUAUUUGGAAUCCAUUGCUCAGGUAAAAUCUGCUCUUGCAAAAGUGGAGAAAACGAUUCGAGAAGUCGAUUACCGUCCCAAAAGAGCCGUUGCUUCUGAUGAAACCGAUCUAGUGUUAGCGUUGAACAUUUCAAGACUCGAAAACGAGAAUAUGGGAACCUGUGUGAAGGCGUUGUCGAAUCUUGUUGAAGUUCGGGCUCGCAGAAACCAAUUGCUCAGUGUCGGAAGGCUCGAUGGCGAUGCUCGGGAUCUGAUGUCCAAAGAAGGUGGUCUUGAGGACUUUAUGGAUUCAACGGAUGAUUUAUCAAGGCUUCUGAAGCAAUCCGAUGAUCUGGACAGCAAGGCGAAGACAUUGAGAGAAAAGAGUCUAGAAGAGAUGUCCGCCGUUUUCCAAGCCAUGACUCACAUGCGUGGAAUUUUGGGAGAUAGGGACAAGUUGUGGAAACUAAGCAAAUCCGACUCCGCCAAUGAUCCAAAGUUCGAUGGUGCGAAAAAGAAGUGGAAGGUUCUCACAGCAAUCAAUCUCAACUUCCAAUCGUACAAAGCAAAAGUUGCGAAUGGAGAACUUGUGGUUUCGACGCUAAAAAACCAUUUUGACCAUAUCUUCGGACAUUCGAAGUCAGGAGACCACAAGACGGUGAUCGUUGAAAAGCAUAACAAUUGGAUUCUGAUAAUUGGGAUAUCCUUUGGAAUUUUUUUCUUAUCUGCCGCUGCCGUUCUUGGUAUCUACGGAUUCACAGAAAAAGGCAAAAAGCAUUACAAGAAGAUCUGGUUCUACUAUUUUGCAAAACCGGAAGAGUUUGAAGCCAGAUGGAGAUUCUCAAUGUUUAUGGAUAUGGAGAAUGGAAAACACGCUCUACUGGACGCAGUUCGAGAAACCAAUCACACCAAUAUGCUGAACGCGUUGAAGAGAGGAGUUUAUGUGAAUGCUUAUAACAAGUUUGGGAACACUGCUCUUCACUUAACGGCUCGUGGUGGUCAUUGGAAAAUGGUUGAGCUUCUCAUCAAAUAUGGAGCCGAUCGUUCGCUUCUGAACUACAAAAAUCUGACGGCUGAGCAAUGUAUUCCAGUCCCGAAUGAAAGAACGGCUGGAGGCAAGGAAGUAGACAACACAGUGAGCUUGGAAGACAAGACGGAAGCGUACAAGAAGACUUUGGCUGUCUUCGAGAAGUACAAAAAUAAGAAAUUCCGAAAGGCUGUGCCAGAUGUCUUCCCGUUCACUUCAUUCCACAUUUAUUUCGAUGAAAAUACUGAGGAAGCUUUGGUGCAUCGUUUUUCAGAGAGAUUUGGGUCGAUUACAUCCCACGACGAUAUUUCGAUCGGCAUCACCCACUACGUUGUCAAAACCGAUGAAAAUGGCAUUUUCGAAGCAACUGGAUUGAAGCAGCUCGAGCUGAUUUUCAAUGGCAUCAUUUUGGUCCAAGAUAAAUGGAUGACCGCUUGUCUCGAAGAUGAAACUCAAAUCGAACACGAUACAAAGUACCUCGUCCAGAAGUUCAAAUACAAGGGAGUGAUCUAUGACACUGUGAACCAAUGGUCCACGGCGAUGGCUAAAAGUGAGAUGCCGUUUUUGUGUGGUGCCAAAGUGGCGUUGUUAGUGAAAGAGAUGGAUGAUAUUCUUACUUUUUCUUCUCUUAUCGAUAAUAAUGGAGGAACAAUGUUGCAUGAAUUCCCGCUGAGCGAGAAUUACAACGAAGACUCUCAUCCGUAUCUUCAUUCUAAUCUUGGACCUCUCUUCCUGAUUCAUGAUGGAACGCCUGGUGUGUCCGAUUACAAAAGCAACAAAAUGUACACGUUGUUCACCAAGGAAGAGUUCUACGCGUUCAUGCUCAAAAGAGAAGUUUCGAGGGAUACUCGUAUCAACCCGCCUGAUGUGGUAAAGCAGACCUGA
Messenger RNA from Caenorhabditis briggsae, 3462 nucleotides. Gene Ontology annotation, molecular function: protein binding. The record is from RefSeq and is a predicted model, not a curated record. Bases 1 to 3462 code for a protein of 1153 amino acids. Lineage: Eukaryota; Metazoa; Nematoda; Chromadorea; Rhabditida; Rhabditidae. The transcript has 10 exons.